Marmota flaviventris (yellow-bellied marmot) is the source of this 2601-nucleotide messenger RNA. The record is from RefSeq and is a predicted model, not a curated record. Lineage: Eukaryota; Metazoa; Chordata; Mammalia; Rodentia; Sciuridae.
AUGGCGGAAAAACUGCUUUCAUUUAAUGCAAAUAUUGAUGCCCAGAGCAAGUAUGGAGACACACCACUUUUACUUGCUCUACAGUACAACAAACUGCAAAUGGCAGAAUUUUUAAUCCAGAAGAAAGCAAAUAUACAUAUAGUUGACAAGGAAGGAAGAACAACUCUCAUGUUUGCUGUGAAACAUAAAGCAAAAAAUAUAGUCAAGCUGCUUCUUGAAGGUGGUAUUAAUGUCUCUGCUGAAGAUAAGUCUAGACAGACUGCAUUAUCUUACGCUAUUGCUAGUGGUCAAAAUGCGUUUCCCAGUGAACCAGAUUCUGACGAUUCUGAUGAUUCCUGUUCUCUAUUAGAGGAGGGCAACUGUCCAACUGAUACCAAGAAUGUCCCGAAAGAAAAAGAAUUAGAUGAAGCUUUUCAGCCAAACAGGAAAGAGGAAGCAAAAUAUGGCUUUGAUAAAAAAGAAAGAAUCUUGUUUAACAACAUUGCUUUGAACAGUCAAAAGGAUGACAUGGCAGAAACCACUCGGCGCAAACAGGACAGAUAUCGUUGUGGGAUCAAUACUGAGUGUUACACUACUACUUGCUUACCAGGAUGUGUUACGGGACCAUAUGCAGCUACAGAGUGUAUCUCUGAGACUGUUCCAGAGAAAUUUGUUUCUCCUAUAUUUGAUGAUGAACCUGAACAAGCAAAACAGAGAACAAAGGAACAUGCAAGAGAAUUAUGGAAAAUCAUUGCCUUUGUGUGUAUUUCUUCAAGUACUGGUCCUGCCUUGCCCAUGGAGGUCGGAAAGGAAACUACAACGGAGAAACGGGACUCCCGAGGGUCUGAUGCUCCACCUUGGACAGGGCCGGCUGACCCAACUGCCAGCCUUCCACAAACAAAGGAGGAUCGCAGCUUAAGUGAACCUGUUGAGGAUAAAGGAAGGCCCACAGAGAAAACAUCUAAUGAGAAGGAGGGCAAGGAUGCAGUUCAUUCCUAUCAAAAAAUAAUAGAAUUGGAAGGAAAUGACUGUCUGCAGUGUUCUGCAUUUGUUAAAAAUAUUGCAAGACUGAAAAGGAAGAUUUCUGGAGCGAAAAAGGAGCUAUCAGAACUAAGAACAGUGACAUUGGAGCUGGAGCAGAGGAGAGCAGUAUGGAAAGAACAACUCUACAGCCUGAGAUGCAUGUUACAAGAAGGAGAGGAGAAGAGCAAAAAUUAUGAUCAGAUUUAUGAACACUUUAAGGACCAGUUAAGAAAAGAAGAGGAGGAAUGUAAUGAACAAGUCGAAGUCACAAAACAACUUGAAGUCUCUCUGAGGAUGUUAGAUACAGAAUUGAGAACUACAAGAAAUAAGUUGAAUCAGGUUUCUACCAAUGAAACAGAGAGAGAACUGUUGCACGAAUAUGUCAGAUUGCAGGAUGAGAUCGCUUCGAUGAGACUGGACAUUGACACCCUAAAAUAUCAAGAGGAAAAGGAAAAGAAGUAUCUUGAGGAUAUUGAAAUUUUAAGGGAAAAGCAUAAUGCCCUUCAAAGCACAGUCAAGCUGAAUGAGGAAAUAUUUAUAAAAACCACACUCCAUUAUAAAGAAAAGAUCCGUCUUCUGAAAGCUGAGCUUGCAAUGCAAAAUUUCAACCUGGAGAAUGAAGAAGAAAACACAGAAACUCUGGAAACAGAAGUCAGUUCGUGUCCUGUCAGACUGGCCGCUGCUCCACACCAUCCUGAUGACAGUGAGAGAGCAGAAAGAGACCUGGGACUUGUUUUCCAGGGAGCAAGAAAUGAGGGUUUUGGUUCACAGGCCAAGGAGGAUUUUGAUACAUCCAGUCUAACAGUUGGUUAUGAGCUUCUUCCCCAACAGCUUUCUAGGUCUGAGAUGAAAAUCGGUAGCCUAGAAAACGAGCUCCAUCAUACAGUAGAUGCUUUUAGAAAAGCGACUUUUGAUUUAAUACAAACACAAGGCCAGAUUGAGAAAAUGGAACACAGUGAUCAAGAUGAAAAAAGUCAAGGGAAUAAAUACACUAAAACCCAGGAAUGGAUAGAGAAGAGAUUCUCUCAACCACAACGUGAAUAUACAUUGCCUCAACAGAAAUUGCGUGACCUUCGCAACCAAGUUGAAAAUGAGGAAGAUAUACUCACUAAUAUCCAAGGCCGGUUUCACCAUAUGGUGAACAUGUUUCAAGCUCAGACUGAAAAUCACAAUCUCAAGGAGGAAAACAGGAACAUGGAGUUAAUCAAUGAAUGCGACGAGUUCAGAGACGAGCUGUAUCCAUACGAAAAUAUGGAAGCAGAAAGAGAAGAAUUCCUGGGUGCUGCUCUAAAGGGCCAGGACCUGAGAGGGGAUGUGGAGGGUGAGGGUCAUCAUGAUGGCUCACUGGAGCUGGAACGGCCAGCCCGAUUCGGGAGCACCUUGCGAGCGCUCUCGUUGGUCCUGGUAACUGAACCUUCACCUCCUGGAGUCACUUCUGCUACUCGUGGGGCGCUUUUCUGGAGUUAUUCAGCCGAGCCCCGGUCCUUCUCAUCCUGCUCCUCGCGCGUCCCGCUCGCUCCUGGUCCCGGGUCCCUGGCCUCCCCCGGCCCGCAGACACCAGCAGGGGACGCAGGGGGCCUGGGCUCUCAGGGAUCCUGA